Boeremia exigua is the source of this 885-nucleotide messenger RNA. RefSeq lists its product as uncharacterized. The record is from RefSeq and is a predicted model, not a curated record. The transcript has a single exon. NCBI's taxonomy places the organism in Eukaryota, Fungi, Ascomycota, Dothideomycetes, Pleosporales, Didymellaceae. The coding region runs from base 131 to 838 and encodes 235 amino acids.
UGAUGGGCGAGAUGGGCGAAGCUGCGCCCGGCGAGAAGAAGUACGGCAGCUUCAGAUCUGGAUUACGACGCGUCUCUGGCCAGAAGGGUUUUUUGUAGUUGAUGGGAUCUCUGGAGGGGAGGGGUCGUUGAUGAGGUCCCAGAUAAAAACAAUUUCUAGUCCAUAUUUCCGUAGCGAAGAUGUAGAGGAAAUGGGCGGUCCUGUCACUACAAUUACACACCAGCAGGGUGUACAGAAAAACAUUUUGAAUACGGUCGCUACCACGGAGCAACCCAGACCGACGCCGAGGUCGAGGGCGCUGGUCAUCGCUGGGGCGGGAAUGAGGAGGAAACAUAGUUACGAUACGGGCGUUGGCUUGCUCGACGAUAUCGAGGAGGUUGAAUCCGUGCUUGAGAAGGAGUCAGUGCGCACGAGAGGCUCUGUGCGGCGUGGGAAAACAUCAGUAUCUGAGAGAGCAUCAGUAUUCGAGCAAAGAUCCUUGCUCGGGAGAGCAUCAGUCCUCAAGGAAGCAUCGACGCCCACGAAAGAAUCGACCCUCGAGCAAGGAUCAGUCCUCGACCAAACCUUCCUCGCCGACGAACACAUCGACGAAAUUAGAUACGAAUACCCGUCCCCAACAGACGAUGCAGACGCCGGCGCCGACGAAGAAGUAGACGACGAUAACGAAACCCUCGUCGAAGUCGACGGCGAAUUGUACAAGGAAAAACACGUCGAUAUCGAGGUCUCGGACUCGGAACCGGAUAGCGAUGUUGAUGAUGAUCGGGUGUCGAAUGCGGGGUGUGGGGUCAGACGGAAGAGGACUAUAAGGGUUGUUAUUCGGAGUAGGGCGUUUAUCUGAGCUCAAGGGGAUGGAAGGGGAGGGAGGAGGUUGGCUGGUUGUAUGUU